GACCACGAUGGAGGCGAACGCGCUGUUUGAUCUUGAGGAGCGAUGCCGUUUGGCGGAGCGUACCAUCAAGGAGCUGGAGAAGGAGAUUACGGAUGUCACGACCGGACGCGUCGAUGAGAAUGCCGCUAACCCAGCUCUGCAAAACGCCAUUGCGCAAAACCGAAAGCUCAAGUAUCAGCUCGAGCAGCUCACCCGCGCUAUGGAGGCGGCUUCUGCGCCCAAGGCGGCCAAAUUUGCUCUCAAGGACUCGCCCAACCACAGCUUGGACCUGAUGAGCGUCAUCGUCGAGCUCGUGACCGCGGGCAUUCGUGCCGCCUUCCCCCAACUUGGUGAAGAACCCGUGGAUGCACUUGUCAGCGUCCCCUCGGGCAAGGUGUCCACGGAUGCCAUGUACCAGAGCAACGCUGCCAUGCGCCUGGCGGCUCAGCUCAAGGCCAAGGGCACCAAGAUGCCGCCACGUGAGGUGGCAGCGGCCUUUACUGCUGCCAUCCCCAAGAACGACAUCAUCUCCGGCUACGAAAUUGCUGGCCCGGGCUUUGUGAACAUUGACAUCAACACCUCCUUCCUUGAGGGUGUUACCACCAAGCUGCUGAACAAGGGCGUGCUGCCGCCCGAGCACACCAAGCAACCGGUGAUUGUUGACUUUUCCUCGCCCAACAUUGCCAAGGAGAUGCACGUUGGUCAUUUGCGUUCGACCAUCAUCGGUGAGAGCAUUGCCCGCAUGUUGGAGUACAUUGGUCACGACGUGCAGCGCGUCAACCACGUCGGUGAUUGGGGCACGCCUUUUGGCAUGCUUAUUUGCCACCUGCGUGACAAGUUUCCCAACUUCCAGUCCGAGCCUCCGUCGAUUUCUGAUCUCCAGGGCUUUUACAAGGCGGCUAAGAAGCGCUUUGAUGAGGAGCCUGAGUUCAAGCCCCGCGUUUAUGAGGCCGUUGUCAAGCUCCAAGCUCACGAUCCGGAAACCAUUCUGGCCUGGAACCUCGUCUGCGACGUGUCUCGCCGCGAGUUUCAGCGCAUCUAUGACCGCCUGGACAUUGAUGUCAAGGAGAAGGGUGAGUCCUUCUAUCAAGACAUGAUGGUUGAGGUUGUCAAGCAGUUGGAGAGCGCUGGCAAGCUUGAGGAGGAUGACACGGCCCCCGGUCGCAAGAUUGCUUGGAGUUCCGUUAAGAAGGAGACCAAGGUCCCUCUCAUUGUGGUCAAGUCAGACGGCGCCCGGUGCGGUAUGACAGGUUACACGUAUGACACCUCGGACCUGGCUGCCCUUCGCUACCGUGCUAGCCAGGCUACCUGGCUGGUGUAUGUGGUCGACAACGGUCAAUCGACCCACUUUCAGAACGUCUUUGCGUUGGGUCGCGACAUGGAGUGGGUGUCACCCAAGCACCGCGUGGAUCACGUUGGCUUUGGCGUGGUGCUCGGCGAAGAUGGCAAGCGCUUCAAGACUCGUUCUGGUGAUACGGUGCGCCUCAAGGACCUGCUGGACGAGGGCGUGGAGCGUGCGGGCGCAGCGGCUCGCACGACGGAGAUGACUCCCGAGCAGCGAGCGCGCAUGGUUGAGGCCAUUGCAUAUGGUUGCAUCAAGUAUGCCGACUUGAGCCACAACCGCACCAACGACUACGUGUUUUCGUACGACAAGAUGCUGCAGGACAAGGGCAACACGGCCGUGUACUUGCUGUAUGCCAAUACUCGCGUGCACUCGAUCUUGCGCAACCCAGAGAUUGCCAAGCAGAACAUUGACAUUGAUGCGUUGGCUCCUUCGCACACGGUGACUCUGACGCACCCCAAGGAGAUCAAGAUUGCCAAGUAUCUGGCUCGUUUCCCUGAAGUGCUGAACCGCACGAUCGACACACUGAUGCCACAUCGUCUGUGCGACUACAUCUACGAGUUGACCAACGUCUUUACCGAGUUUUACCAGGAGUGCUAUGCUGUGCAAAAGCAGUCCGAUGGCAGCGUCAAGGUGGAUGUCAACCGUUUGAUGCUGUACAAGUCGGUGGGCAUGGUGCUCGAGCAGGCCUUCCAUCUCCUCGGCAUUCGCGCCAUCGAAGCCAUCCCCAUUGGUGGUGGCAGCUCUGCUGAUGCAUGCAAGCUUGUGACCUGCUUGUGCGUUGAUGCCCAACAACAACUGGUGGUGGCCGCGACUGCGGUGGGCGAGCUGUGGCUCGUGCAAUGGGACUCGGCUUCUGGGUGGGCCUCGCCGCUGCGGCUCUCGACCCCCGACCAGCAUGUGCUCCGACGAAGCCCGCUGCGCAUGACAAACGGCAGUGUCAGUAGCAACCGAAGCAACAGCAGCAAUGGCAGUGGACCGUCUGUGGCGGGUUUGCGCACAGUGCAUGCCAUCACAACGGCCAGCCGUGUCAACGGUGCUGAUCUUGUCGUUCUGUUUAGUCUAAACUACGGCCUCGUACACGCCGUGACAGUGAGCUUUGAAGCCCCGCCCAGCCAUCGCUUAGAAAGCAUGCCGUACGGAGGCAAUGGCUCUGGAUCUUGGAGCAUGCCAUCCGGCAGCUCUGGCCGUCCUCGCGUUGUCUCCGAGUACGUUGUCGCCACGGUUUCACCGGAUGUAGAUACGAGCGUGGCACCGCCGCUGCGCCACCUCCACGCCGACCAGGGGCUGCUUUAUUUUGCGGCGCGCGAACGCGUUUUCACUUGCGAACUGGCAACGCGCAAGAUCCGGCACAUGUUUCGACCAUUCGCUUCAUCGGAGUCGAGUGUUGACACUGCGGACACCUUGCCCGGGGGGACGGCAGGCUUGGGCAGUACAGCGCCAUGCUUGGGCAUCCAAGCUCAUGGUAAUCGGCUCUUGCUACUGUAUCCCGAGGAUGUCUAUAUCAUCAACCGGCGUACUCUUCCAGCACAGGCCUUUGACGUGGUUCGCAGCGUGGCCUUGAGCCACCCGCAUCGCUUCGCUUGCCUGCUCGGACCGCUGCUGCUCGUGGUCAGCGGUGCCAGCGACGACGAGGUCCGUUCCUUGCAUGAGGCUCAACCCGACGCGAUCGAUCAAGAUCCCCCCGUCAUGCUGCGCAUCUACUCGGAUCUUGGGUACUUUGCGAGCAAAAGGCGUUGCGCAUAG
Molecule: messenger RNA, 3067 nt
Organism: Monosiga brevicollis MX1
Lineage: Eukaryota; Choanoflagellata; Craspedida; Salpingoecidae
Exons: 16
Coding region: 8-3067 (1019 amino acids)
Biological process (GO): arginyl-tRNA aminoacylation
Cellular component (GO): cytoplasm
Molecular function (GO): ATP binding; arginine-tRNA ligase activity
Source: RefSeq, a predicted model, not a curated record